Orycteropus afer afer is the source of this 531-nucleotide messenger RNA. RefSeq names its product keratin-associated protein 13-1-like. Lineage: Eukaryota; Metazoa; Chordata; Mammalia; Tubulidentata; Orycteropodidae. The record is from RefSeq and is a predicted model, not a curated record.
AAAUCUUCUCAGUGUAACUCAGCUGAAUUCCCAUCUCCUGUCAACAUGUCCUAUAACUGCUGCUCUGGGAACUUCUCCUCCCGCUCUCUGGAGGGCUGCCUUCACUAUCCAGUCACCUCAUGUGGCUCUUCCUCUCUCAGGAAGCUGAUCUACAGUACUGAUCUUUGCUCUCCUAGCACCUGUCAACUGGGCUCCUCUCUCUACAGGGGCUUCCAGGAGAACUGCUGUGAGCCCAGAAGCUGCCAGACUUCCCGUGUGGUGUCCAGCCCCUGCCAGAUCUCCUGCUACCUCCCAAGGACCUCCACUCUCUGCAGUCCUUGCCUGAGGACUUACACUAGAUCUCUAGACUUCAGUUCCAGAAGUUGUCAAUCCUUAGGCUAUGGAUCUAGAAGCUGCUAUUCACUUGGCUGUAGAUCCAGUGGCUUUAGACCCUUGAGUCACAGAAUCUGUGGCUUCCCUUCACUCAUCUAUGGAUCCAGUCUCUGCCACCCAACCUAUUUUCCUUUUAGAAAUUUCCAGUCAUCUUGUUAA